CCGCUGUUUUAAAAUCGCGUGUUUACCGUUCGCUUCUGGCGAUUUGUAGUCAGGUUAAAGCGAAGAGACGGUACGUUCGCUUUUUCAUACUCAGCUAUCUUGUAAAAAGUUUAUUUUUGGUUCAAUCGCUCGUCUAGAUCAAAGUCAUUCUCGAACCAGCGAGACAAUUUGGAUAAUUGAAUCGCAAACUUAUAACGCUUUCGGCUGCCAAGUACAUAGUGUGUUAUACUCGUACGUGGUGCUGUUUACCAGACAAUUCGAGCUACAAGAAAAAAAAAAUUUCCGACUUAUAAAUUACCUAUAUUAUAUACCAACAGUGCGUCGUUAUAGUAAUUUUUCGCGUCGAUUAUGUCUUUUGACGAAGAAAAGAAUUUGAAUACUAAACGACGCGGCAGUGUGGGUGCCUUUGUUCCUAAAAAGAAUUACUGCAUAAGUACCGAACGAUGUGGCCAUGUAAAAGUUCACGUUCAGGGAGACCUCUCUCAGCAAGACAAAAGAGCCGUUUUUAUGACAGUACACGACCUUGGAUGCAACCACCACUCGUUCGAAAAUUUCGUAAAUUUGCCUUGCAUGCAAGAGAUCAAAGACAGAUCAGUAUUCAUUCACGUCGACGUACCGGGACAUGAGGAUAAUUCGGAAGCAUUACCAGAGAAUUAUCAAUUUCCUAGUUUGCAAGCACUGGGAGAAGAUUUGGUCACAGUAUUGGAUACUUUACAUGUUCGUUAUGUAAUUGGAUUUGGUGAAGGGGCUGGAGCUAAUGUCAUCGCUAGGUUCGGAUUAGCUCACCAAACGCGAACAAUCGGGUUAAUUUUAAUAAACUGCACAGCGUCGGCGAUAUCAGUGAAAGAAAAUUUUAAGGCUAAAUUUAUGAACUGGAAAAGACAGUCGUCGCUCAGCCAAUCUGCUAUGGACUAUUUAGUUUUCCACAAAUUCGGACAUCAAAUGGUAAAUGAUACGAGCUCAGAUAAAGAUCAAGUAAUUGCUGAUUUUGUUAAUCGUCUUCAGAGUAAUUUAAAUUCCGGAAAUUUAAGGCAUUAUGUGAAUGCAUUUUUAACUCGUAAAGAUCUCCAGCUAAAAGAUUACAAACAUGAUAUUUUAUUGAUAACCGGAGUAUUGGGAUCUUAUGCGAACGUAGUGGAAAAAUUACACCGAGACUUGGAUAAAAAUAAGGCCACAUUAUUGAAAAUUGAAAGAGCUGGAGAUGUUCUAUCUGAAGCGCCUGCUAAAAUGGCCCAGAGUAUUCUAUUAUUCUGCAAAGGACAAGGUUUACUCACAUCGGUAACCUUACCCGGUAUAGAAAGGCAAAGGACUUUCUCAGCCAGUUCCACAGAUAGCGACAAGCCACGAAGAUUAUCACGAGGGAUGAGCAUGGAAGACUACGAUAAACCAAAUAUUAGACGGUUGUCGCUUUCAUUCCACGAACCAAUCCCUCAAUCGGUGGAAAAAUGAGUUUUACUUCGACGUAAAAAAAUUGUUGUAUAAUUUUUUGACUACACAUUGCAUAAUGUAGUGUUUUUUUUUCCUUCUCUAAUUAAAACCAAACCAAAUUAAUGAACCUAUAUAUAAAUCAAAAUUAUCUCUACCUAUACCUAUUUAUAAACGUACUUUAUAUUUUACGAACGAGGUUCAUUAAAAGCAAUAUUCUUUUGCUGAGAGGUAUAUUUCGUAUGCGUGAAAAAAGAUAGGUACUUGCCUAUACUUACAAGUAGAUUAUAUCGAUCGUUGUUUCAAUCUAUUCUUGAAAAUAAUUAAUGAAUGUUUCAUUGUAUUUGUAUCAUCUUCAUCGUUGCUUUAGUAUAUCUACUUAUACUCAAUGCCUGAAAAAAAUAAUUACGAGGAAGGAAAAUGAGUGUGUAGAUUCAGUUUUACAAUAUCUUAGCAUUUUAAAAUUUGAUCAAGCUCUCUGUAAAUUAUUCAUUGAAAAUAGGUACAUUAAAUAUAUAAUCCUGCUUAGCUGGUUGAACGUAGAAAAACAUUGUCAAUAUAUUUGUCUUACAUAAAAAUAGGAAGAAAUCAGUAAAAGCAAAAUACAUAUUUAUUGUAAGGCUGUGUAGAAAAGAGCUAAGAUUUUUUUUUAAUCCUCAUACUUUGUUUGAUAAUAAUUUUAUACAAAAUUUGAUAUACUUGUACACGCUUGUUGAAUCAAACGUUUUUACAAAAUUUUAAGAAGGCUCUAUUUACAAAUCACCGAAUUACGAGCCAUUUGAAAGUUAUAUGGUAUUUCCUAAAUUAGGAAACAAUGUAAUGCGAUAACGUAAAACUUUUAUUCAUGUUUUUUUUUUUAAUGUAAAAAGUUUUUAGAACUUUACAAAAAUAGUUGAAUAGGCGUGGCUAUUAUUGUCAAUUUUUCUACGUAGUGAAAAAGGUUACCAGAGUUAGUUGAAUAGCUUUACUUAUAUUUUAGUUUGUUUAUAGAAACAUGAAAAACCAUAGUAAUUCCUAUCUAAAAAAUGUUGUAUGCAAUUACAACAGCUUUGAAGUUAAUGUGCAUUGUACAUGUGCAAAUUUGUUAUUAUGCUGUACCUAUACUUUAUCUGUGUUGGAAUUAAUUCACUAUUGGUGACAUUUAUUUCACUUCGCUUUCUAUUCGAUAUGUUGUUUAGUGUGAUUGAGUUGCUAAAAUGUUAAUUCCUAUAAAAGAUUUUCUUUCGUAAUGGAAUAGGAAACCUGUAAACUGUAUACAUGGCAUAGUUUUUAAUACUGGAAUUUUAGAGUAAAAAAAUUGUGCCUUGUUGCUUUAUAUCGAAAAAAAAAAAUUAGAAGCGUUAGUGUGUGAUGAACCAAACGAUGCAAUUACAUAAUUUCACGUAUGAUUUAUUCGAUGAAAAAUAACGCAACUAUGAUUCGAAAUCUCGCUCUUUGAUACCAGCGCUAAGAGGACUUUGAGGAAAAGAAGUGCCUUAAAAUAUUUUUGCAUUGAACGUUAUUGGUGAAGAAAAAACAUUUAUUGUUUUUUCUUUGUGAUUUUGUUGCAUAAUUUUAAUUUUAAACAAAACAGAAUGCGUAACUAGAGGGAAUCGAAUGUAACGGUCUCAUUGUGAUUGUGCGAUGACUUUUCAUUUUUUUUAAAUUAUUACAAAAUAUAAGAGUAUACGAAAAUGGAAAGGAAAGUACGUUUUUAAAAAUAUUUUUGUAAUAUUGUUGUAAAGUCUAUACAUAUUGUUUCUUAUUUGUUUCUGUACGGAAUAAGAGUUUUGAAAGGGAAGAGAUUGAAUGUGUUUUGAGGUCUCUAUGUGAUUUUGUUAUAAAUCUUUCAUUUUAUAUACAACAUAGAUCGUACAUUCCUAAUAUACAUAUUACUUGCACACAUAAACGCUAAUACAGUACAGCUACUUUAUCUGACAAAUAUUUAAGAAUUCACAUUUGUUACGAUUUCCAGGAUAUCGUGAAUGUGCUAUAAUAACACGCUGGCUCUAUGUAAAAUAAAAAAAUAUAUUAUAAAUGUACGUAUGUGUAGUAAAAUAUACAGUGUUUUUGUAUUUCCUAUGUAGUUUUGAAAUGCUUUUUAUAUGAAUAAGAUAUUCAGUAUUGAUUAAAUGUAAAACAUUUAUAAUAAAAAUGUUGGCUAUAUUUUGUAAAUGUAUGUUAGCGUUAAUUUAUUUAAUUUUUUUUAAAAAUUAUCAUUAGAAUGUAAUACAACCUGUGCUUUUUUCCUGUUAGCAGUUUUUGUUAUUGUUAAUGGUUUUAAAUAAAAGUUAUCUAUAUUUUCAGUCCUCUUUUAUGUACCAUUUUAAUGCUUCCUGAAGAGGCUAUUAUUCGAUUUCCAAUACUCGUAGUUAAGGCGUAUCUCUGUAUAAAAUAUAUAUUUAUUUAAUAUUAUUUUUAACAAGUAUUCAUUCGAUAGAUUAUUUUUAAAUUGCUUAAAUUCGAGUAAGAUUUUUUUAUUUAUUUGGUUACUUGGAAAAUUGUUGUUAAGAGACUAAGUUUGGAGAAAUGAGGCAUUAUUAGAAUCAAAUAAAGCUUUUUGUCGUUUCACUUA
This is a messenger RNA of Planococcus citri (citrus mealybug), 3979 nucleotides long. RefSeq lists its product as uncharacterized. Gene Ontology annotation, biological process: signal transduction. The record is from RefSeq and is a predicted model, not a curated record. Gene Ontology annotation, cellular component: cytoplasm. The transcript is spliced from 9 exons. NCBI's taxonomy places the organism in Eukaryota, Metazoa, Arthropoda, Insecta, Hemiptera, Pseudococcidae. Bases 349 to 1449 code for a protein of 366 amino acids.